Messenger RNA from Gloeophyllum trabeum ATCC 11539, 1038 nucleotides. RefSeq lists its product as uncharacterized. The transcript is spliced from 3 exons. Lineage: Eukaryota; Fungi; Basidiomycota; Agaricomycetes; Gloeophyllales; Gloeophyllaceae. The record is from RefSeq and is a predicted model, not a curated record. The coding region runs from base 20 to 961 and encodes 313 amino acids.
GUUGGACCAUUAGUCUCGCAUGAUGCACGAUCAAUCUAAUACAGUCAGAGCAAAGCGACACGACCAAUAUUACUUCCGAGAUGGCUCUGUAAUUUUGCGGUCAGAAGAUACAUUGUAUUGCCUCUACGGCGAAAUGCUCCGACGCAAAUCUGAUCUCUUCCACACCAUGCUACCCGAUCAUCCAGUACAGGGUGAUCUCGUUGGUAUCAUGGAUGAGACUGGAAGGGCUCGACCGAGGGAUGGUUCAUGCGACGACUAUCCAAUACCAUUGUCAACAUUUCAUACGGCUGGGGAGUUCAAUGAAUUGCUGUCAUUUAUAUUCGACGAAUGGACACCUGUGCCGCGAACCCUUGAAUCACUGGUCGCAAUCCUGAAAACCGCCUCAUUCUACCUGAUCCAAAAUGCUAGAGAGUACGCGAUUGAUCAACUGUCGACUUACAAGUCAUUCCCGGCCCCUCUCCGCUUCCAUCUUGCACGCCGGUACCGUGUCCUUGCGUGGAUUAGUCCCGCUGUUCGCCAGUUGUUCGCGUUACCGUACCGCGAUAUGUCGGACGAAGACAUGGAGCUCAUUGGCCUAGGUCCCCUGUCAGGGCUGAUGCGUGCCAGGGAGCGUAUUGAGACUCACCGGAAGUCGGUCGCUGCGGGACCGCCUGCACCGCGUCACGACGUCGCAUGCAAGGACCAGGAAGCAUGCACUCGAGCGUGGAAUCAUGCCUGGUGGGGAACCUUUAAUAAACCAGGUGUCGCAAAGGCGCUAUUACAUCCGACGAAGCCCGUUCCCGGGUACGAUCUUAUUGAGAAGCUUGAAGAUUUCAACGCGGUGGGAAUGCAUCCGGAUUGUAGGAGGUGGACACUAAGUUGGCUAUGCAUUCCCCCAGCAAGCAGACGGUUCAGUCUGGAGGAGACUAUCAUAGACAACUUUAUAGAUCAGUAUACUACGAUCUUGCAAAACGCGAUGUAAUGCAACUGUUAUUUAUAUCUACAGGACCAGAUUUCACCUGGCGAAUGCAGACGUGUGAGCGCUCAGUUCGUUCGUCA